Messenger RNA from Pyrenophora tritici-repentis Pt-1C-BFP, 969 nucleotides. RefSeq names its product mitochondrial deoxynucleotide carrier. Gene Ontology annotation, biological process: transmembrane transport. Gene Ontology annotation, molecular function: transmembrane transporter activity. The record is from RefSeq and is a predicted model, not a curated record. NCBI's taxonomy places the organism in Eukaryota, Fungi, Ascomycota, Dothideomycetes, Pleosporales, Pleosporaceae.
AUGUCUGAGCGUGUCACACAGCUGAAGCAUGAGGGCUCUCGGCAACAGGUAGUUGUCGCGGGUGCAGUCGCAGGCUUAGUGUCACGCUUCGUGAUAGCUCCCCUCGAUGUCAUCAAGAUCCGCCUGCAACUGCAGGUCCACUCGCUCUCCGACCCUUUCAGCGUCCGCAAUGUCAAAGGCCCUGUCUACAAGGGAACACUGGGCACCCUAAAACAAAUUCUACGACAAGAGGGCAUCACCGGGCUAUGGAAGGGCAAUAUACCUGCCGAGCUCAUGUACCUGACGUACGGUAGUGCUCAGUUUUCGGCUUACACGUACAUGUCGCAUUUGCUGGAAUCUAUACCAGCGCCGUACACGCCUCCCGGCUCCGUAAGCAACUUCAUAAGUGGCGCGACUGCUGGCGCUGCUGCGACUACAGCAACAUACCCGCUCGACCUCCUUCGCACGCGAUUUGCUGCCCAGGGACCUGAGCGCGUGUAUACGUCCAUCUUAACUUCCCUAAAGCAAAUCGCACAGCAGGAGGGACCGACGGGUUUCUUUCGCGGUCUCGGAGCGGGCAUUAGCCAGAUUGUACCAUACAUGGGCCUCUUCUUCGCCAGCUACGAGAGCUUGAAACCCAUCACCGCCACCUCGCCCAUACCACUACCACUCGGCAGCUCAGAUGCUGUCGCAGGUGUCAUCGCGAGUGUACUUUCAAAGACCGCUGUCUACCCCCUCGAUACAACACGUAAGCGACUGCAAGUCCAAGGGCCAACACGCGAACGCUACGUUCAUCGCAACAUACCCACAUACAACGGCGUCAUCCGCACUCUUGGACACAUAUGGAAGCACGAGGGAAGACGGGGUCUGUACCGGGGACUGACUGUCAGUUUACUGAAAGCAGCCCCAGCCAGCGCCGUCACAAUGUGGACAUACGAAAGAGCCAUGGGUGCCAUGCUAGCGUUUGAAGAGAAGCACAAAAACGAUUAG